Messenger RNA from Telopea speciosissima, 751 nucleotides. RefSeq lists its product as uncharacterized. Bases 43 to 570 code for a protein of 175 amino acids. The transcript has 4 exons. Gene Ontology annotation, biological process: mitochondrial translation. Gene Ontology annotation, molecular function: structural constituent of ribosome. Gene Ontology annotation, cellular component: ribosome; mitochondrial large ribosomal subunit. The record is from RefSeq and is a predicted model, not a curated record. Lineage: Eukaryota; Viridiplantae; Streptophyta; Magnoliopsida; Proteales; Proteaceae.
UGUCCACGAAGUAUUCAGAUCAUCGACAAGGAAGGAAGCAACAUGGGCAGCAGGUUGGGAAGACGGGUCAUCCAUUUUGCUAAUCUCCCCAUUAAGCUUCUCAUGCCCUCAACUUUCAGCAACAUCAAAGAAAUUGCACUCAAAACUAUCCCUUCAGCUUCAAAGAUCGAAAUCAAGAGAGUUCUUGAAUCAUUGUAUGGCUUUGAAGUUGAGAAGGUCCAAACCCUAAACAUGGAAGGGAAGAAGAAGAAGAGAGGCGGACUACUGAUUGCAAAACCAGAUUACAAGAAAGCCUAUGUAACCCUAAAGAAUCCAUUAUCCAUCUCUCCAGAUCUCUUUCCGAUGCGUGUAAUUGAAGAGGAGAGGCAAAGAAUGAAUAAGCAGUCAAAGUCGAGCAUUGUUGAGGAAAAGGAAGGGAAAUCUCAUUGGCUUGAUGGCAAGGGCGACAACAGAUUUAAGCCUGAGAAGCAACCAACCAAUAAAGGAAGUCGUGGUGGUCGUGGUGGUGGUGGUGACUCCAAUGCUGGGACUGCUAAAUUCCCUUGGAGUAGCAUGCAUUCAUCGAAGUAGUUGUCUUCAUAAUUCAAGCAAGUUUCUUUUCUAUAUUUUCUGGUAGCUUUGAUUGUGGAAUUCUGAAGGUGUUGAUUUUGAGCAAUCCUUUUGUUCUUGGAUCUAGUUGACGCAGGUAAGCGUACUUCAUUUUAGUUGGAAAUAAUUGACUGUCAUUCUUGAGUUAGCACUUUUUUACCUU